Molecule: messenger RNA, 240 nt
Organism: Danaus chrysippus (African queen)
Lineage: Eukaryota; Metazoa; Arthropoda; Insecta; Lepidoptera; Nymphalidae
Source: the annotation of a GenBank genome assembly
AUGGUUCCGUGGCAGGGACAAUGGACUCACGAUGUGUACUCUGAUUUCUUUGAUGACGCAGCCAAUGAAGGAGAUGACUUAUCUCAUGACUCCAACCUGCCUCCUGGUGUUGACCAGCCUAUGGAAGACAAUGAGCCACAAGCAGGCCGUUCUGGGAUGACAAGACAUACAGAACUGAAUACUUCUACUACCAACGAAGAGAAUUUCAUGUCCUCUCUGCCAAUAGGGCAGUUGUAUUGA